This is a messenger RNA of Gekko japonicus, 3210 nucleotides long. RefSeq names its product zinc finger protein 420-like. Gene Ontology annotation, biological process: central nervous system development; regulation of transcription by RNA polymerase II. The transcript is spliced from 7 exons. Lineage: Eukaryota; Metazoa; Chordata; Lepidosauria; Squamata; Gekkonidae. Gene Ontology annotation, cellular component: nucleus. Bases 1 to 3210 code for a protein of 1069 amino acids. The record is from RefSeq and is a predicted model, not a curated record. Gene Ontology annotation, molecular function: DNA-binding transcription factor activity, RNA polymerase II-specific; RNA polymerase II cis-regulatory region sequence-specific DNA binding.
AUGGGGCUAGGAAAAGAGUCGAGUGCCAGGGAGCUCUGGGAGAAAACAAGGCUGAAGAGCCUCCUGGGUGAGGAUGCCCUUGGCUUGGACGUGCAGCGCCAGCAAUUCAGACAGUUCUGCUACCAGGAGGCGGAGGGCCCCCGAGACGCAUGCAGCCGCCUCCACGAACUUUGCAACCGUUGGCUGAAGCCGGAGAGGCGCAGCAAGAAGGAGAUGCUGGACCUGGUGGUCCUGGAGCAGUUCCUGGCCGUCCUGCCCCCGGAGAUGGAGAGCUGGGUGAGGGAGUGCGGGCCGGAGACCAGUUCCCAGGCGGUGGCCCUGGCAGAAGGCUUCCUCCUCAGCCAGACAGAGAAGGAGAAAGAGCGGUUGCGUGGCCCAUUCAUGGAGAUGUUUGUUGAGUCAGAAAAGACUCCAUCCAAGACCUGCCAGAAUCCACAGUUCAGGGUCUUCAAGCAGAAGAAUCCAAUGUGGGACAGUUCACCAGGCUUUGGAACAACGCUUUCCGAAUCAUCUCUUUGUCCUGGCGUGGGAACAGCUGUUAUUCAGCCAGCUCAAACUGAGGAAGGUUUUCUGUCCUUUGAGGAGGUGGACGUGGACUUCACCAAGGAGGAGUGGGAGCUGCUGGAUCCGGGCCAGAGGGCCCUGGCCAUGGAAGUCAUGUUGGAGAAUUUUGGGAAUGUGGCCUCUCUCGGAGAACUUCUGACUCCCAGACCUGAUCUCUGCUCCUGCCAGGAAGAAGAAGACGACAAGAAGGUGUUUGCUCAGAGCUCUGUGGAAACAGAGAUAGAAGCAGUUGAAGAUGAUAAGGAGAUGGUGAAUGAGAAGGAAUCAGGAAGGAGAGCUGUGGAAAUGGACAACAGUCCACAGGUGGAAGCAAAAUCGGGGGAUCAAGUGGCACCAAAGACACAGUGCAGAAGGAAAAGGGAAGGAAAACAGAAGCAAAGGAAGGAAUCGGUGGCCUAUCAGAGCAAAAAUAAGUCCGAGGUCUCAGCCCAAGAUAAAACAGGGAAGAGAAAGAGAAGGCAUAAUGGUGCCAUGAAUCAGAAAGGGUUCAGCAUCAGCAGGAUGGAAUGUGUGGAAUGUGGGAAGUGCUUCCUUUGGAGUAGUACAAGUACUAGGCAUCAAAGGAUUCACACAGGGGAAAAGCCAAAUAAAUGCUUGGAGUGUGGAAAGUGUUUCUCUCAGAGUGCCCACCUAACUGCACAUCAAAAGAUUCAUACAGGGGAGAAGCCAUAUAAAUGCUUGGAGUGUGGAAAGUGCUUCUCUCGGAAUGGCUAUCUAAUAGCACAUCAAAAGAUUCAUACUGGGGAUAAACCAUAUACAUGCUUGGAGUGUGGAAAGUGCUUCUCUAGGAGUGAUAACCUAAUAGCACACCAAAAGGUUCAUACAGGGGAGAAGCCAUAUAAAUGCUUGGAGUGCGGAAAGUGCUUAUCUCGGAAUGGCUAUCUAAUAGCACAUCAAACAAUUCACACUGGGGAGAAGCCAAAUAAAUGCAUGGAAUGUGGAAAGUGUUUCUCUCAGAAUGCCCACCUAAAUGCACAUCUAAAGAUUCAUACUGGGGAAAAGCCAAAUAAAUGCUUGGAGUGUGGAAAAUGCUUCUCUCGGAGUGAUAACCUAAUAACACAUCAAAAGGUUCAUACAGGGGAGAAGCCAUAUAAAUGCUUGGAGUGUGGAAAGUGCUUCUCUCGGAAGGGUGCACUAAAAUCACAUCGAAAGAUUCAUACUGGGGAGAAGCCAUAUAAAUGCUUGGAGUGUGGAAAGUGCUUCUCUCGGAAUGACGCCCUAAAAGCACAUCAAAAUGUUCAUACUGUGGAGAAGCCAUAUAAAUGCUUGGAGUGUGGAAAGUGCUUCUCUCAGAAUGCCCACCUAACUGCACAUCAAAAGAUUCAUACAGGGGACAGGCCAUACAAAUGCUUGGAGUGUGGAAAGUGCUUCUCUCGGAAUCGCUAUCUAAUAGGACACCGAAAGAUUCAUACCGGGGAGAAGCCAAAUAAAUGCUUGGAGUGUGGAAAGUGCUUCUCUCGGAGUGCUAACCUAAUAGCACAUCAAAAGGUUCAUACAGGAGAGAAGCCAUAUAAAUGCGAAUGUGGAAAGAGCUUUACUAUGAGCUCAUCCCUAACAACACAUCGAAGACUUCACACAGGGGAGAAACCUUACCAGUGUUCAGAUUGUGGCAAGUGCUUUGGUGCCAAAUCGAGCCUCAAUGGGCAUCAGAGAAUCCACACAGGAGUGAAACCUUAUAAAUGCUUGGCGUGUGGAAAGAGCUUCAGACUGAAGAACUACCUUCUUAAGCAUCAAAGGGUCCACACAGGAGAGAAACCAUAUAAAUGUUUGGUGUGUGGAAUGAGCUUUAAGGAGAGCUCAUCCCUAACUCCCCAUGAAAGGACACACACAGGGGAGAAACCAUAUCAGUGUUCAGACUGUGGUAAGAACUUCUACGGUAUCUCAAGCCUGAAGAAACACGAGAGAAUACACACAGGAGUGAAACCAUACUCAUGCUUAGAGUGUGGGAAGAGCUUCAUAUGGAACAAACUGCUUAUUAAACAUCAAAGAGUCCACACAGGGGAGAAACCAUAUAAAUGUCCACUAUGUGGGAAGAGUUUCAAGGCUAGUUCAUCCUUAAAUCUGCAUCAAAGACUCCAUACAGGGGAGAAACCAUAUAAAUGCAUGGAAUGUGGAAAGGGCUUCCACCUGCACACAACCCUGACUUCUCAUCAAAUAAUCCACACAGGGGAAAAACCAUAUAAAUGCUCAGAUUGUGGGAAAGGCUUCAGUCACAGAGGAACCCUUACUUAUCAUCAGAGGAUCCACUCAGGAGAGAAGCCCUAUAAAUGCUCAGUGUGUGGAAAGGGCUUUGCCGUGAGCUCAUCUCUAAGUUCUCAUCAAAGGACCCACACGGGAGAGAAACCAUAUAAGUGUUUGGGGUGUGGAAAGCAAUACAGGUGGAGCACGAGCCUUUUAACACAUACUUGCCUUUAUAUGAGAGGAUACCACAUAAAUGCUCCGGAUGCAGAAAGAGAUUCAGUGGGUGGAGACCCCUUAAUUCUCAUUGAAGAACCCACAGAGGGGGAAAGCAACACAAAUUUCUGGCGAGUGGAAACUGCAGCCUGUGCUGGGUUGGAAGAUGUGACGCACCAGAACGGAGAGGAUAUCCUGAAGGGAGAAAAGCCCAGGAACAAGAAAAUGUCACCUGCUGAGGUGAAGUCGUGA